Messenger RNA from Beauveria bassiana ARSEF 2860, 2874 nucleotides. RefSeq names its product cytochrome b5-like Heme/Steroid binding domain-containing protein. NCBI's taxonomy places the organism in Eukaryota, Fungi, Ascomycota, Sordariomycetes, Hypocreales, Cordycipitaceae. Bases 1 to 2874 code for a protein of 957 amino acids. Gene Ontology annotation, molecular function: metal ion binding; heme binding. The transcript has a single exon. The record is from RefSeq and is a predicted model, not a curated record.
AUGACUAAAUCUGUCGAGGGCUUCUUGGCUCCUGUCGUGAGAUUUAAACAUCUCAGGACAACUGUGUCGAAUCCAGACGCGCAUCAGUGCUUGCUGGCAGUGGCAGAAGUUGUCCACAAUCUGGGCCGCGCAGCCCAGCUCAGCCAACACCGCACAUUCAUCGAACUUUUCGACCAAACGCUCAACCACAGUACUCUGGAGACUAUUGCGUCUGCAUCUAUUGCAGAUAAAGAACUAUGCUCUGCUUUCAGCGUAUACUUUACAACCCUGGAACAAGCGUAUGCGUGGCCGCGCCAUGAUGUUGUUUCGACACCGAAAAACUUGCAAGACCACAAGCUUGUGGUACAAAUGAUAUAUCAUGAUGAGUUGUUCACAAUACUGUGUGAGAGCAUUCUUCAAAGUACACCAGACACUGGAGAUUGCUUUGAAGCUGGUUGUCUGGCGCUGAGCGAAGCAAAUUCGCUUCUAAAGGCAGCCGCGGAUGCCAAACACAACAACACGCCACUUUCAGAUGAACAGCAACGCGUCAUCAAUCUUCUGUACCGUACCUGUACUCAAGAUUGGUUUUUACAAGGCGAUUAUCGUGAUCCCGAAUCACACCGACAGUUUGGGAGAUUGCAUGAGGUGAUACACACAACCGGCACCCAAAGAUCAGUCCAAGAAAUCUUCCAGCGGUCGGCGGUAGAAAUGUUACAACGACUACCAACCAUGCUGCACGAUAUCCCGAGCACGGAGGCGAACAUUGCAGAUCUUUUUGAAAGUCUGCAAGUUGAUGUCAGCUGGGCCCGGGAGGAGUUGUUCGAAAUGGUCAUUGACGAAAUCAUCUGGGGCCAGACAUUUGCCAAGUACUCCAAACCGGUCGGACAGUCGACAAUCGGUGCUGGCGGCGCAGACUGUCCCAUGUUUCGUAUGUUGGACGCGGUCUGCGGCAAAGCAAAGGACCCCACGGGAGAUGUACUGGUCACGGAGCUGGAAAUGCGAACCCGACACUUUCCGCCUACCAUUCGUGGACUGAUUAACAAGAUUGCUGCAUCAUCAUCCGUACGGAAUUAUAUCGCGUCUGGGAAUGCUGGACCCAGGCUGUCGCAAGCAUUCCGUGUCUUUCAGCAACUCCUUUACGACUUGUAUGAAAUGCAUCGAAAGAAAGCGAUGAGAAUCGUGCUGGCUCUGCGAGCAGGUCAACUAUACACAUCAUCAGGCACGCAGAAUGCCCAGUCUCCAGAAUGGCACAUAUCCAACACCCUACGGAAAGCAAUGAUUGUACGAUUUGGGGACGACCCGGCUUCGAGACGGAUUCCUGCAACAGCAGUCCCUGUUCACCAUGAACCGUCUUCUGUACAGCCUGCCGAGUCGGCCAUCAUCAGGCUUGACUUUGAUGCGCCCAUGGUCCUUGCAGCAGGAGAUGCAAUGUCGGUUACCGUUCACAGCGCCGACUUUGGCUACGAGACACGUACAUUUUCCAUCACAAAGACAUACGAAGCCCCAGGCUUUGACACUGCCAGCGACGAUGACUUGCACGCUGCAAAGUCUGUGGAGAUUUGCUGUCGAAGUGCCGGUCUUGUUUCAUCAUUCAUAUGCCAGCAGCAAAAUGCAUUCCCAGUCUCUAUCGCUCUAUCCCCUAGCCCGCAUUUUCGAAUCCGAGCAAAUCAAAAGACAGAAGAGACUUCUCUCUUCAUUGCCCAAAAUGGUGGGCUUGGUGUUUUCCUUGGCUGGCUCUCCCGACGUGAGACCCUAGUUGGCAGCUAUACAUUGGUGAUUGGCGCUCAAAACCUGGACCGCCUCAUAUACACACAAGAAUUGUUCAGCGUCAUGAGCAGGUUCAAAGCCAACCUGAGAGUCAUCUUGUGUCUGUCAAGGCCUGACGAUCAAGAUGAGAGGUUACUUGCUGAGAAUGGAUGCCAAUCCUGCCAUGGCAGAGUCCCAGCUGUGCUUGCAGAUCUUCGCUGGGCGAGGUCUGCGCCAACCUACAUUUGCGGAUCGUCUGAAUUUGCACUGGGCGUGGCUGAAGUCUUGCGCCGUCCUGUGAAAGACCAGAAAGUCAUGGAGAAUCCGCGAAUCAGCAAGAUUAAUACUUCGAGUAUGCCUGACUUGCACUUGCAUGUCGCGGCUGCAAAGCCGAAUAUUGCUGAAGUGAAUGCUCAGGCAAUGCGCAUCAUAUCGCAAUCUGAAUUGGCUCUUCACAAUUCACCAGGGGACAUUUGGAUUUCCUUGGGCGAAACUGUCUAUGACAUAUCAGUAUUGUCGACUUUUCAUCCGGGUGGAGAAAAGACAUUGUUGUGCAGAGCAGGCUUGAACGCGGAUGACAUGUUCAACUCGGUCCAUAAAGGAAGCCAUGAAGUCAUGUCUCUCCUCGCUCCUAUGGCAAUUGGCAAAUUGGAAAAGAAGAAGGAAGCCAAUGUCGAGGGUGAAAAAAUUCUCGAUAUUCUCGUCCAGGCACAAAACGAUUUGACAAACUCAAGUCGAUUUGAGCAGCGCCCAACAGGGUCAGUCCAACGACUUGACCAAGCGCCGCCCUCUGAGCUGGUUCGCAGCUCUCUAUCUCAGUUCUGCAAGGUGUGGAAAGAACUGCUUACAAGAUGCAGUGCGCCGGCGCACAUGUCUGACCUACUCACGACCGGGAUUGAGUCGUUUGAGAAGCGGCUGGCCGAGAGGCAAGACACUCUCUACAAAUCGGUCUUUUGGGACCAGGAGCGAUGCGCAUUAGGGCUUCGCGAUAUCUUUGAUAAUCACAGAAGUGCAGUUGUCAAGAUACACGACAUGAUUGACGAAAUGAAACUCACGGCUGCGAAAUUGCAUUUAUCGGUGGAGGAAUGGGCUAUGCUUUUCGAGAAGGCGACGCCAGUCAUCACCGCAGCAUUAGGUGACGCAAUUUAA